Messenger RNA from Aphanomyces invadans, 4046 nucleotides. RefSeq lists its product as hypothetical. The coding region runs from base 34 to 3642 and encodes 1202 amino acids. The record is from RefSeq and is a predicted model, not a curated record. Gene Ontology annotation, molecular function: metal ion binding. NCBI's taxonomy places the organism in Eukaryota, Oomycota, Saprolegniomycetes, Saprolegniales, Verrucalvaceae. The transcript is spliced from 8 exons. Gene Ontology annotation, cellular component: WASH complex.
AAUCUCUGUCACCAAAGAGGCUGCGGCGGCGACAUGGAGAUGACGGCUCGAACUACGUACGACGUGUAUGAGAAGCAGCGGCGGAACGUCCAGGGAUGGAGUAGUGAGUUGCUUGCUGGUGAAGGUGCCAACUUCUCGGAAGCUCCAGACUCAUCGAAGGGCACGAUGGGAAAGGACGUCGUUUCGUUAGAGGUUGCCCGUCCGCCGACUGGAUACCGUUUCCAAGAAGGGUCGAUGUGGGUCAUCGGAGACUGGAGUUACGGCAAAAGCUUCAAGCACAUGGGCACCCGUUCGCGAUCGGAACAACCGCUCGAUACGUGUAGGUGGCGAAAACACACGCGUCAACUGGACAACCUCACCACGGUCGAGUUUGGUCGGGAACCGCACUGCGGAGGGUGCAAGAAGGCCUUCACGUUGAUUCGACGACGUCACCAUUGCCGUGGGUGCCACGUCGCUAUAUGCAAGGACUGCUCUCGUAAAGCCAUGGACACAUCCAACUUGAUGGCGAAGGCCCAGUGGUUCUGUCUGCCGUGUCUUGAUUCAAACCCCCAACUGGACGUCCAGGAAGGUGGCGGUCGCAGGCUCAUGCGGCGCAUGUCGCAGGCGCCUCCGCCGAUGCUGAGCCGCAUCGAGUCCAUGCCUAAAACCAUGAAGUUCUGCAUUGAGUGCGGGUACGAGUUGCCGCCCCACGUCAAGUUUUGCAUCGACUGUGGUGCGGGUCAAACCACAUCGCGAGAGUCCAGCGCGGAUGAUCUCCUUCGCAUGUCCAACUUUCUCGCGCCAGAUCACGCGCAGCUGGCAGGUCCGUCCGCGGGGCUCACUUCUCUCGUCGAAGAGAUAGCACAACCACCUCCGUCGCCGCUCGUCGCCACCUCGCCAACACCCACACAGGCCGAAGACGAAGCGCUCAAGCUGGAAAACCAACGACUGCAGGAAAUGGUCGAAAAACUACAACGAAAACUCGCCCGCACGGAAGCCAAGGCACUGGCUAUCACGGAGGAGCAAGCUCACAUGAUUGCUACACUACAACAGCAAGUUCAAGAUGCCCACACUAGUGCUGCGGUUGCAGCGACCCCCGCUACACCCGCGACCGGUGCUCCAUCGCCGGUCGCGGCAUCCACUGGUGCAAUGCUUACGAUGAAGGAGCUGCCGGAAUACGCCAAGUUUUUCAAACUGUUGUCCAUGGGCCUUCCCCCCGAACAAGUAAAGAUGAAGAUGCAACAAGCAGGGGUCGACCCGAACGUUCUCGACACUCCCGACGCCCCCAGUGGAAAACUCGCCGAAGGUGCCGCGCCCAUCGCUCCGGCAUCAGAGGGGCAUCCAGACUAUGCCAAGUACUUUAAACUGGUCAAGAUGGGGAUGCCGUUGGAGCAAGUCAAGUUGAAAGCGUCGGCCGAUGGAAUGGAUCCGUCCAUGUUAGACGGCUCCCCUCCAGCGGCCCCCGCGCCGAUUGCCGCACCCGUGGCGGAAGAUCCCCCCGAGAUGGCCAAAUACAAGAAACUGCUGAAAAUGGGCAUGCCGUUGCAGCAAGUGCAGCUCAAAAUGCAAGCGGAAGGUCUCAAUCCGGCGCUGUUGGACGGCACUUCGUCAACGUUGCCUGUGCCCAACGGAGUGACCAAUGCCCCCCCGAAGCAAGUCGACCUGAGCCAGAUCCUCAAGAAGUCCAACUCGGUGAAAAAGCCCGACGAGCCUGUGCUGCCCAAAAAGGAAAGCGUCAAGCCAAACGUGGACAUGCGCGCGCUAUUUUGGACUCGAAUUCCCGUCAACGUUGUGCAAUCGACUGUGUGGAAUACGUUGAGCGAUACAAAAGUGCCUCUCGAGAACUUUGACUUGGAAUGGAUGUUUCGGAAAAACCCGGACGCGACCAAGAAGCCCGACGACGACGCGUUCAAGAAGAAGAAGGAAAACACGGCUGUCCUGUUGCUCGACUCAAAGACGCAGCAGAAUGUCGGGAUCGCGAUUGCUCGAUUCAAGUUGAGUCCGGCUGAAGUCAAAGCUGGCUUGCUCUCAAUGGACAAGGACGCGAUCACGGUCGACCACUUGAGCUCGCUGAUUGCACUCGCACCGACGCUGGAAGAGCAAGACAUAUUGAAAAACUACGAUGGCCCGGUCGAUGUCCUUGGUGGCGUCGAAAAGUUCUUUUUGGAAAUGCUCAGCAUUCCCCGGUACACGCAACGGAUCAAGUGCUUUCGGUUCUCGCUCCAAUUUGAACAUCGCGUGCUCGAAAUCCAGGCCCAAGUCGAUACGCUCAGCGCAGCUACCGACCAGAUCGCCGACUCGACAAAGUUUCGCGCGAUUCUUGAAACGGUCCUGGCCAUUGGGAAUUACAUGAAUGGAGGAACGGCGCGCGGCGGCGCGUACGGGUUCAAGCUGGACGCGCUGGCCAAGCUCCACACAGUGCGUGGCAUCGACCCGAAAGUCAACUUGAUGCACUAUUUGGCGCGGCACUUGGAGGAGCACCAGCCCGACUUGAUUUCGUUUGUGACGGAGGUGCCGCAUAUCCCCGAAGCCAAGCGGCUGUCGCUCGACCAAAUCAAAGCAGACAUCAACAUGUGCAACUCGGAGCUCACGAUGCUGCAAGGGCAAGUGCAGGCAUCCAAGAACGACUCGAAUCCACUGGACCAAUUCUACGCCAAGAUGGCGCCGUUCGCUCGAGAAGCCGCCGAAGUCAUGGACGAAGUCACGCGAGAAUUCGCGGCCGUCGAGUCGGCCUUCACGGAAUUGGUCGGGUCGUUUGGCGAGGACGCGCGCAAGUUUGGCGCCAUGGAUUUUUUUUCCAUCUUGGACGAGUUCACGACCGAAUUGAAGAAAGCGUUCCGAGCCAACCAGUCGAAAGAAUUCGCGACCGUGUGGGACUCGACUGCCAAAGCACGCGAGCAAGCAAAACUUGCCCAACGCGAAAAAGAGUUGUCGGAGAAAUUGUCCGCUGACCAGGCCAAGGCGCUGUAUGGCGGCGUGAUCUCGACGCUACACCAUCGGUGUCGCGAGUUGAACCUCGACGCAGCGGCGGCCGUCGAUUCAUUCAAAGUGCAGAGUCGAAAGUACGGCAGUGGCGAGCUGACGGCCACCGCUUUCUGCGACUUUAUCGUCAACACGUACGGGGCCAAAGUCGCGCUACAGAUCCUGCCCAAUUGCGCCAAACUCUUGAGCGAACCAACCAAGCGCCUGCAGCUCGAAGCGACGGUGGAAGCCAAGAAGGAGACAUGGGAAGCGGCACUGCCCCUCUUUGCAGACACAACGCCCCCCGUGGCCCCGCCCGCCGAGACUGACGACCACCACGACUCAUUGCCCAUCAGCAGCGCCAACCCCGUGGGGAAGCUCCGCAUCAAGGACAUAACGCCAGUCGUCGGCGAUGAAGCGCGGCAACUCCAGCGGUCGAUCCUCGAAUCGAUCCACACCAUUUUCGAGGGCGACCCCGUUCAAGUUAAACUCUUCACGGCCAACACACGCAAGUUUGGCAACCAGCAAAUGCCGGCCAAGGAAUUCUACGCAUACCUGAUUGCCACGUUCGACGGCGACUUUGUCGCGCGCCUAGUUCCCGACCUAGCUCGCCUCCUGGACGAUGCCGAGAAGCGGCAUGCGCUGCUCCAGGCGCUGUGUGAGAGCGCGCCAGGAUGGCAGCGGUUCGCCGGUCGCGCGUAGUAGUCGAUGCCAUCCGUGGACGUCAACAUGGAUGAACGGGAAUGGUCGUUCCCACCUGAUACGAAUGAAGCGACCAGACAACUCUGUUGGAAUAGAGGCUCGACCCGACGUCUGCGAGCUCUCUCGCCGAGCCAAAUCACCGCUCGACUGUGUUCUUCAAGCAACUUCCGCGGGCAACCAGUCCACAGGUCGACCGACGUAGCUGUCGCUAGUCAUCCGAGUGCAUAGGCCAAACCUAGAGCUGCUGCCAUGGUCUCGUCGAGCGAUCUUGGCGUGGAGUUCGGCCGCGACCGCGGAGGCUUUCGAAUAACCCUGUGCUCCCCAUCCUCAACACCCGGUAGUACAACAGUGGGCCGGUCGCAACACUCGCCCUCCUGACAUCUCGAUGGCAUGGCACCACGCGC